Messenger RNA from Heterostelium album PN500, 1623 nucleotides. RefSeq lists its product as uncharacterized. NCBI's taxonomy places the organism in Eukaryota, Evosea, Eumycetozoa, Acytosteliales, Acytosteliaceae. Bases 1 to 1623 code for a protein of 540 amino acids. The record is from RefSeq and is a predicted model, not a curated record. The transcript has a single exon.
AUGAUUCCUAAAUUAAUACAAAAUAUAAUUAUAUCUAUUUUAUUAAAUGGAAUAGAAGAAGAAAGACCAACCUUAUGUACAACUUUAAAGGAAUAUGUUGAAACAGUUAAAUAUUAUGACUUGGGCUUAAGAGAUUUAACCUUUUUCAAAAAAGUUAAUUUUGGAAGAUACAUCGUUGAAUAUUCUUUGGUUUGUAAAGACUGGUUCAAUUUCAUUUCCCAAUCACAAUGUAGUCGAUUGUAUUGCACUAUGAUCGAUAGUUACGAUGAUUACAAAUACAAUUACGAUAAAGAUGAUUUGUUAGAGAUUUCAGAUCCAUACUCUUUAUAUAGAUUCGAAAGUGUAACGACACUCUAUUUGGAUUGUGGUAAUGCAUCGAAAGAGUGUGAAGAGAAUGAAAGAAAUACAAUCAUUGAAUGGAUCAGUAGAUUCACUUCAUUGGAGAGAUUGGUCAUUUCAACCGACAAUUCCAUCAUGAUACAAAAGAUGUUGGAUCGAUUCACAACUAUAAAGAUGGAGGUCUAUAUAAAGGAAGUUUCCGAUAUGGAUCAUACCGAGGAGGGAGUUGAUCUUUCAAAAGUCGAUAGUCAUGUUUUGGAAUUUGUUCAUUUACAUGCGUGGAACCCGUAUUUCGAAACAGAGUAUAGUGAUAUCAAUUACUUUGCCAAGUAUUAUGGUCAAUGGAGAGUAAAUUCCAUCAACUUCAAUUAUGAUGGCUUACAUUAUGGUGUGCACGAUGGACUGCCACAUCUAACCUAUCAGAGUUUGUUCAAUAUAAAAUCCGUCAACAAAUAUGUUAUAAGGAAUGAUCAUGUAGAUUCAAGUGAACUUGUAUCGAUUCUACAUCCAUCCAACAGUCAUAUCACAUCAUUUAAAUGUAGUGUGCCAUUUGCAAUCUAUUGUGUAGAUGAUCAGGCCGAACCAGUUGAAGAUCAUUUACAAACAUGCUCCUGUAUAUCUUAUAGAAAUAUAAGACAGAUUAUUAGAGGCAAUAGAUUGGAUCAUUGGAUUGAAUUUUGUUUGGCAUUGUCAAACAAUACUUCGCUGAAGCAUUUGCAUCUCGAGAAUAAAUGUAAUGGUUGCAAAGAUCCCGAUGGACACAACAUGAAUCAAAAGACCAAGGAAUCAUUUACAACGGCAUUAAUCUCUGCAUUGACUACCAAUAGUACUCUAACUAGUUUGUCUGUUCCUUGUCAAGUUUUAUCGGAAUCAUUCUUUCAAUCGAUGGGUACAAUCAGCCAGUCAAUCACCUAUCUACAAGUCACUCAAUGUGAUUUCAAUCAUAUCAAAUCAAUCAAAUCACUAUUUAAACAUAACAAGAAUAUAAGACAUCUAUCGAUAUGUGGAGAUUUUUAUGAUUCAGUAUUUAGAGAAUACUAUAAAACUAGUAAAACAUUAUCAACAGAACAAGAAGAAGAUUUAAGGAAAAACAAAUAUGAUUCAGUUAAUAAAAUAAUGGGUGCAAUGAAAAAAGAAAAUCAUGGUCUAGAUAGAUUCGAUUUAAGUUGUGAAUUUACCAAUGAUCUAGUUACUUUUAUGACAUACUAUGACAAUGAAGGUACUCAAACAGUAUCAAUAGAAUAUGAUUUUAAUAAUAAUUUACCUUUUUAUAUAUUUAAAUAA